GCUCUUUAUAAAAGCAGAGCAAACCCACAUCAUAUCUACUCUGGUGUUCGCUAGAUGAUGAAGGCCAUGCUGGGAGUUUUGAUCACUGUUGCCCUCACCCUGGGUACAGCAAAUGCAGCCUCUUUGGGGGCUGUGUACACAGAGGGAGGUAUGGUGCAGGGAGAGAACUAUGCCGUUGGACUCCUCCGCUACAUGGACGUGUUCAAGGGAAUCCCAUUUGCCGCAACACCUGGAAGAUUUGAGAAGCCAGUUCCUCACCCAGGAUGGGAUGGUGUUCUGAAAACCACCGACUACAGAAAGAGAUGUAUGCAGAUGAAUCUACUCCAGAAUGGCAUCAUGGGCAGUGAGGACUGUCUCUACCUCAACAUCUGGAUCCCUCAGGGCACAACAGUGUCUACCAAUUUGCCUGUUAUGGUGUUCAUUUAUGGUGGUGCCUUCCUGUUGGGUGGUGCUGAGGGUGCCAACUUCCUGAACAACUACCUGUAUAGCGGACAGGAGAUUGCAGACAGAGGAAAUGUCAUCGUGGUGACUUUGAACUACCGACUUGGAACUCUCGGAUUCCUUAGCAGCGGAGAUUCUGGCAUUCCAGGAAACUAUGGUUUGUGGGACCAGCAUGCUGGUAUUGCUUGGGUAAGCAGGAACAUCAAGGGUUUUGGUGGCGAUCCAAACAGCAUCACUAUCUUUGGCGAGUCAGCUGGGGCUGUUAGCGUUAACUUCCAGAUCAUUUCCCCUGUAAACAAGGGUUUGAUCCGCAGAGCUAUCUCACAGAGCGGCGUUGCUCUCUGUCCUUGGGCUGUAAACAGAAACCCACGAGCACAUGCUGAGGAGAUUGCAAAGAAGGUGGGAUGCCCCACUGACUCCAGUAUGGUGUCCUGCCUAAAGAUGACAGAUCCAAAGGCUCUAACACUUGCUGGGAAUGUGCACCUGAGCUCAUCUGCCACUGAUCCCAUUGUACACAAUCUCUAUCUGUCUCCCGUCAUUGAUGGUGACUUCAUCCCUGAUGAUCCUGGAAACCUUUUCCACAAUGCUGCUGAGAUUGACUACAUCGCUGGAGUCAAUGACAUGGACGGCCACAUCUUUGCCACCCUUGACAUCCCCUCCAUAAACAAUGCUUUGGUAUCCACCCCUGUAACGGAUGUCAGGAAUCUCGUGAAUGCCCUGACGCAAGAUAAGGGACCAGAUGCAGGUUCUGCGACUUUUCAGGAAUACACCGUCGGCUGGGGUGAUGAACCUAGUGAUAAGGACAUUAAGAAGACGGUUGUGGAUAUUGAGACGGACUACAUAUUCCUGGUUCCAACCCAAGCUGCCCUGUACUUACACGCUGAUCUUGCCACCACUGGACGAACCUAUUCCUACCUGUUCUCCGAGUCCUCUCGCAUACCCCUCUUCCCCAUCUGGACCGGUGCUGAUCAUGCUGAUGACCUGCAGUAUGUAUUUGGGAAGCCAUUCACCACUCCGCUGGGCUACUUUCCUCGCCAUCGUGAUGUCUCCAAAUACUUGAUCUCCUACUGGACCAACUUUGCCAGAACUGGCGACCCCAACAAUGGUGAAUCAAGUGUGCCUGUGUCCUGGCCCCAGUUCACCAGCACUGGCCAUCAGUACCUGGAGAUCAACAGCAGCAUGAACAAAGACAGUGUGAAGCAGAUGCUGAGAACUCGCUUCGUUUAUUAUUGGACCUCCGUGUACGCCGGCUAUCCUACCAUCAAGAAGAGCUGAGCACGGCCAAUCUGAGCAUUGAUUAAUGUAGCUCAGGAUUAAUGAGUACAAAUUAACCAAUUAAAUCCUGCAAUAAACAAAUGCAAUAAACAAAACAUUUGAUGAUCAAAA
Molecule: messenger RNA, 1827 nt
Organism: Xyrauchen texanus (razorback sucker)
Lineage: Eukaryota; Metazoa; Chordata; Actinopteri; Cypriniformes; Catostomidae
Product: bile salt-activated lipase-like
Exons: 11
Coding region: 55-1716 (553 amino acids)
Biological process (GO): presynaptic membrane assembly; modulation of chemical synaptic transmission; neuron cell-cell adhesion
Cellular component (GO): postsynaptic specialization membrane; cell surface; synapse
Molecular function (GO): signaling receptor activity; neurexin family protein binding; triacylglycerol lipase activity
Source: RefSeq, a predicted model, not a curated record